This is a messenger RNA of Trypanosoma conorhini, 3492 nucleotides long. RefSeq lists its product as uncharacterized. The coding region runs from base 1 to 3492 and encodes 1163 amino acids. The record is from RefSeq and is a predicted model, not a curated record. The transcript has a single exon. NCBI's taxonomy places the organism in Eukaryota, Euglenozoa, Kinetoplastea, Trypanosomatida, Trypanosomatidae.
AUGCCACUUGCCAAACAGAAGGGAUCACUUCCACGUGCCUUUGCCGAGUUGAAUGCCCACUUUUUGCCAUCCCGAGGUGACAUUCUCACGAGCGCGACGAUCACGGUAGAAUUUGCCCCCUUGAGCUCGCCAGCCCCCCCGGAUGGCGCAACAGCAGAAGCGGGCGACACAGGCAACUGCGACACCGCUCUACUGCUGACGUUGUCGCAUCUGCACGAAAUUGGCGAGGCUCGUGUGUGGCUCGAACGGAAGGGCGAAGCCAGCGGCGAGGGUGUGGGAGAGUGGCGUCAGCUUCAGCUGAGUACCUCGACUUUGUAUGAAGCAAAGCGACGUGUUGUGCGCUCUGUGGACGGGAAGAAACCAGCUGCUUCGUCGUCGGCGCUCGCUUCCGUUGAACUUACAAAUCCAGUUGCUCUCGAGCCCAAAAUAACCCGUGUGGGGGAGGAAGAAGAAAACAAGCAGGGGAAAGAGGACGACGAGGGGGAUGACGGAGUUCUUGAGCUCGUGUUUGGGUCUAGCGACGACGAGAACAACAACACUCCUGGUAAUGGUGACGAUAAUGACGCCGGUAGUGGUGAGGCCAGCAAACAUCCCAAGGAGAACGCAGAAGCGGGGGACAUUUACGCUGUGCCGUCGGGGGAAGGCGGCGAAGGAAGCAACUACGAUGAGGAUGACAACACAGGCACACAGUUUGUGCUUAGACUAUGGCCCUCUGCUGCCAGUGGAGCGCGGGCGACCGAUGAAGGCGGAUGGUUCACAUCGCGCUGUUGCAUUGAGGUUAGGCUGCUGCCUCCACCACGGCUGGCGAGCCUCUCUUAUCCUCGUUUGACCGUGUCCUCACUUGUGGGGAAAACGCACCCGGAGCAGCAAGGGGUGCGUGGCUUCGAUAACGAAAGCUAUCUGUUGUUAAUGGGGCAGCGUUUUUACGAUUACUUUAUUUGUCCUCGCGUGGCGUACGCGGAGGGUGGACCUGAUGCCGCAGCCUUUACGGCCGUGGAUGUGUACGUCACAGCGGUGCGUCCCUUCCCAGGUGCGGUAGACGCUCCUUGGGAGGUAUUGCACAUGUGUCCCUUUCCAAUUCUUCCCGAGGAUUUGCUGUGCGCUUUUGUGAAGCCACAAGAGAGGGAUGACACAUGCCCUGUCGCUGAGGAAAAGCACGCCGGGGUUCGUUGGCGUGUGCGACAUCACCCCGCAUAUACGCUUUUGUCGUCUGGCGAGGAAGAUGACGUGAGUGUUGCAAGCCGUCUUUACUUUUUUCACUGUGAUCACGCCUUGUGUGAUUGCCUUCUUCCGUUGAUGCGGCUGGCAGAAGAGGCUUGGGAGGAAACAAGUUUGAGGGCAGCGGUGUGCGUGGCUGCCGAGCACCGCCGCAGUCCAUCCACCUGGGUGGUCACUGGCUGCAGCAACGCGUUAUUGAGUCUUCGACGUGGCACGUUGUGCACACGGGGGGCUGUCGUGUUGGUGGCGGAGGUGCUGCAAACCAUGCGGAAGCCCGUCCCCUCGCUGUCCUCGCCGUUGCAAGUGAAUGUUCUGCGGGCAAAAGCAUCAGUGUUGAGUUCCGCCUUGGAGGCGCUGUGGCGCAGAUCCGCGGGGAACGGGGCUGUACCCGAGUUUGCGGUCGCUCUCUCAAGCCCUGCGCUCACUCGUGGGUGGGCCCUCUGUUUGCUCUGCAACGAGUUUGGUUGGACGGAGCUGCUGUCUCAGGAGCGCCGGAUCGCCUCAGUUACUAUUUCUGCCCUGUCUCACGGAAACCCAUGGUGGUUACCUCAGCGUUAUGCUCAAGAGACACAUGAAACACUUCUAUUCUUGUCUUCCACCUUUGUGGUUGCCUCUCUUCGGCACAGACGCCGCUAUCCAUGGCAGCUUAUUGAGCAACGCAGCAGCGAUGCGCCACCAAUAGAGAUGCUGGGCGAGUCGAGCAUCACGGUCUCUAGUGGGAUGCAUCUUUUCCUUGUGCAGAGACUUUUGCUGCAACAGCAGCAAUGCAGAGUAGGGGGUGGAGAUGCUACUUCUCUGCCUGUUGUGUUCCAAGCCUCGCUUUACUACGAGGAAGAUCAAAAGCACGAUGCGUGUCGAGAUGUGAAUCUUCGCUUAACAUGUGCAAAUAACAACAUCACACAUCGCCUGCGGAUGGGUGGCAUUCAAUGUACAAGCUCCAUGUGGAGUCUCGAUGUUCCAUUCACUGUGGUGUUCUUUGCUCUUGAGGGGGCAUCGAGGUCUUGGCUGCCGCCGGCAGGAGCGCGAAACGAGAAGAAGCUUCGGUGCCGCGCCACACACGUGUUGCACUGCUGUUGGAGAGUCUCUGGCCUGGCGUGGGCAAGAGGAUUGGAUCAACACACAUCCUUCUCCCUGUUGGGGAUGGAGACAGAAGAGGACGGGAAGGAUGCCCCGACGAAGAAAGAAAAACUGGACAAAGAAGAUGAAGAAAGAGGAGAAAAUGUCGAGCCAUUUUCCAUGAGAAUUCCCGUGCUAACGCUAAACCCCAAACUCGUUCCGGCCGCACUCUCCAUUUGCGUCCAACACUCCUGGUUUUGGUCCAGGUUCGCUUCGCCCCUGGAGGCACUGGCACUUCAGGUUAUGCUGCAGCAUAUUAUAAAACAGGCUCUGGGGGAGGGUGAGAACCACGUUGAGGAGUCAGAUCUUGUUUUUACGCCGCUGAUGAACCAACUACUGGAGGGCAUCCUGGAGGAUCGUUGCCGCUUAUCCUGUAAGGCAGGAGAAACUUCGCCCGCAGAGCUUUUCUUAGGUGCUUUGCGGGCUGUGGACCCUGGCGCUGCGUCCGUUCAAGUUCGGAUUUAUCCCAGUUUGUGCACGCGAUUUGUGCAGCUUGUAUCAAAGCUUAACUCGAGUGCUCCUGUCGCCCUGGGCUCUGCAGUGAAGCGGGAGCGGAAUGCCGAUGAGGUGCCUUCACUGCCUGAGGGUCUGAACGGUGUGAGGGCGAGAAUGCUGAAGCUUCUUCGGACCGUUGAGGCGUACGAUGCAUUGUUGCCGCGCACAAGGCCUAGGCGGCGACAGCGACAUGAACUACAAGAAGGAGGGGAAGAACAACGACAGCCGCAGCGACCACGACUGUUAUUGAGCCUGAGAAGACGGCCAGCUCUCCACCAGCCGCAGGAGAAGGGGCAUGAAGAAGUGAAGCUGGGGAAGGCAACAGAUAUGAUGUCGGCGCACAAUCCCAGUGAUGUCGCAAGUAUGAUUGGGCGCGUUAUCACUAAGGGCGCUGAGGCCGGCGUGACGGAUGGUACGCUCCUUGCCGCACGCUCAGCAGCGUUGUCGCUGGUUAUGCCGCUGUGGUUACUGCUCCACGACCGGCCUGGUAUUUCCGAGGCGCGGAAGACGGCGUUGUUGGAAGGAGCGGAAGACAUUUACGAGUCCCUUCGAGGCGACAGCGCUGCGGCUGAAUUGGACGCCGUCUUGUUUAGGGGGUACGAGUCCCUUCUGCCAAAGAGGGAGCCGGCUGUGCGGCGGAGGGAUGGUGCGGGCAAUUUCUAG